AUGCCACGGCCCAAGAUGUUGCCGACGCCCGUCUCCUCCACCGAGAUCAAGGGCCAUGACGGGGCGCACCAAUUGUCCGCAUUGCAACUAUCCUUCGAACUGCCCCCCUUAAAGAUAGUCGACGAAGACUCGUCCUCCCUGCGACCUGCUGGUUCCAAGACCACUACGCCCGAGGCGAUAUUCCCAGUUCAACCAGCAGAGGCAGUUAAGUCCAGAAGGCGUGCAUCAUCUACAGCGUACAAGAAGCAAUUCGCGUUACCGCCCCCACCAACAAGGUCACGCACGAUCAUCCAGAUGAAGCCUCACACUCAGGAGGACCCGAGCGAUGCAGUUUUCCCUGCCAAGACGGCUUCAGCUCCGUCCAAGGCAGCUUCGUCGGGGUCGAAGAAGAAACAGUCGUCUAGCAACAGCGCGACAAGGAGGAAGAUUGCUAGGAGAACGGCGCACAGCCUCAUCGAACGGCGUCGAAGGUCAAAGAUAAAUGAUGAGUUUGCCAUUCUCAAGGACUUAAUCCCUGCUUGCACGGGGGAGAUGCACAAGCUGGCCAUUCUUCAGGCAUCAAUAGACUAUGUGCGCUACCUCGAGGACUGCGUUUCUCAACUAAAAUCCCAAUGCACCUCACACUCAUUCACCCCCACCCCCGCCGAGUUUAUACCCCCGCCCCUAGCCCGCAGGGAAGCAUACGGCCAUGACGAGCACUACGGCGACGAAGAUGGGUCAGACGUCGAGAUGAUCGGCUCUGAAGAAGGGCCCUCACCCACCAUCACCCAGCCCCCGGUAUCCCCCUCACUCCUACCAGAAGCUUUGCGUCAUAGACACGACUCUUCCUCCUCGGCGUCGACAGAUCAGCGUCGGUACAGCUACAUCCCGUCACCCACGGCUUUUUCGCCUGUGUUUGAUCCGCAGACGUGUGUGCAGGCGAGGGGUUCGCCGUUGGGGUCUAAUUCCACGCUGGCGAGCCCGGUAUUGGCUCCGCUGCGAGAAUUGGAUCAGGAGGCUACGGCGGCGUUGUUGAUGCUGAAUACGGAUCGGAGGGGGGUGGCUAGGACGGGGGGCCCCACCAGGGGGAUGAGCGUAAGGGAUCUUUUGAGUACGUGA
Pseudomassariella vexata is the source of this 1098-nucleotide messenger RNA. RefSeq lists its product as uncharacterized. Gene Ontology annotation, molecular function: protein dimerization activity. Bases 1 to 1098 code for a protein of 365 amino acids. The record is from RefSeq and is a predicted model, not a curated record. The transcript is spliced from 2 exons. NCBI's taxonomy places the organism in Eukaryota, Fungi, Ascomycota, Sordariomycetes, Amphisphaeriales, Pseudomassariaceae.